GACCCUUUUCUCGGCCAGAAUCUGGUUCAAUGUCGAAUUUGUCAAUAUCUAAAUAUCUUGCAAAUACACCGAUACAUCCAUCCUUCAUACAUACUUUGAUUCCCCUCCUCAGGUACCAUCAAUCCAUCCAUCCAUCCAUUCAUACCUGCGAGACAUCCUCAUAAAUCUCCGUGCCAAUGUUGUGCCUAGCAAAAAUUUGCUGAUUUCGCCAUCCUUACUCCCUACACCGUUCGUUGUUCGUUGUUCGUCGAAGCAAAAACAUUUUAUAUCCAAUAGGCAUAUAAUACCAUACUAUACCGUCUUGCUUGUGUACCCACACUAAAAUUUCCAAACCCCAUCCGUUGUUGCAUAUGCAAAAAGCCUGUCAGCUCCAAAAUUACCCGCAACAGAAUAAUCCUAUCCCAAACCACCAGAUGUUCACCGUUCAACUGUUUUGCCCGUCGUUUUAAUAUCCACCACACUGCGAACAUUAUCCCAUAGGCUCAAAUGCCCUAUUGAUUUGAGUGCUAUUGGGGUCCCGGAAGUUCCAUGGCGGGUUCGAAUGAUAUCCAUAAAGUAAGGCGCAGGCCAAAGUUUACCAGUGGCGAAUUAGAAGAUGAAAAGGUUGAUAAAUCACGAUCGGGUCGCCAUGAAGGGGAAGGCGUCACAUCACUUGAGCCUGAUAUCUCUGAAGUGCGUAGAAAGCGUCUAGAAAAACUUGAAGGGAAUUCGACAAAUCGAUCGACCCGCAAUAUGGCAGCUACUGAAAAAAUGCCCCCAGAAUCGAGUGCGGCGGUCGAUGCGACAAAGUCAUCAUCGAGUCAUCGACGAAGGAGGCGACAUCAUACUUCGGAAGACGGUGCAGGACAUCAUUCACGAUCGAAGACAAAUGAAAGAGAAGAGAAAUCUAGAAGCGAUUUUGUUUAUGCCGCCACGAGAGAAAGUGAUAGUAAAACCAAGCCACAUGGAGUAACUACAACGGAAAGAAGACGCCGGGAAGAAGAGGAUGACUCUAGUGACGAAUCUGAAGACGAGGACAAAUCUCCAUUAGAAUCCAUGGACUCAAAAUCGAGGAAAAAGACCAAGGAUGUGGUUAGGGAGCAGCCGAAAAGGUCAAAUUCAACUAGUAGUAGGAUGAAGAAAGAGGAUAAGGACAAAAUUUCUACAAAGGGCUCAACAGACAUGGGAACAUCAGCAUCAAAAAGUGCAUCGCGCAAACCUAAAGUCACUACCGGUGAUUCCGUCUCACGCCCUCCACUUUCGAGGUAUGUACUUUGGCUUUGCGCAUCUCAUACUACGACGUUGGGCUAAUUUAAUUUGUAGGAGCGCGACGACUUGGAUUACCGCAGAACCUCGGCCGGCACUGAGGAGAAAUAGUAUGACGGAUAAGCCAAAAGCACCUCCAUCUGUAGCGAAUACAACCACCUCACAUACUUCACAACGCCGCAGUAGCUUUCUAGGAAGUUUCUUCUCAUCUGGGCCUCCACCCCCUCCUCCACCACCUCCUGAACCGGAAAAGCUGUAAGUUAUUAAGACAAAUCAUGCGCAAAUAACACAUAAUAACCAUCACAGUGUCGAAUGCCUAACAUGUCUAUCCGAUGAUAUUCCAAAAUCCAAAUGUGCCAAAUUACGAUGUGGUCAUCGAAUGUGCCAUUCCUGCCUAAGACGAAUAUUUAAACUCUCAGUUAAAGAUCCGGCACAUAUGCCACCGAAGUGUUGUACAGCCGACCAUAUUCCAUUGAAACAUGUCGAAAAAUUAUUUGACAUCCCGUUCAAGAAACUUUGGAAUAAGAAAUAUCACGAAUAUACUACGAAGAAUCGAAUAUACUGUCCAGCGAAACGAUGCGGAGAAUGGAUCAAGCCCGAGAAUAUUCACAAGGAAAAUGGAAAGAAAUAUGGGAUUUGUGGGAGAUGUAAGACGAAAGUCUGCGCAUUGUGUAAUGGGAAAUGGCAUGGAUCGAAAGAGUGCCCGAAAGAUGAGGAAACAAAUAAAUUACUUGAGACUGCGAAACAAGCUGGAUGGCAACGAUGUUAUAGUUGUAGGACUAUGGUUGAGUUGAAGGAAGGGUGUAACCAUAUGACUUGGUAAGUGAAGGAUUUUCACUGGGCUAGAAUGGCCAGCAGCUAACAUAUUGUCUUGAAGUCAUUGCACUGCGCAAUUUUGUAUGAUCUGCGGAUUGAAAUGGAAGUCAUGCAAUUGUCCAUGGUUUAACUACGAAGCCAUUGAAACCGAUCAGUUAAAUGACAUGCAAAUUCCUCAACCCGUUGCCAGGAACCCGACACCACCUGUGCGAGGCGCUCGAGAUAGGGCAAGAAGACAAACACCUGUCAACUUCGACGAAGAGAUCAAUCAAAGGCGACGCCAAGAGCGCGAAGAUGAAAGACUAGCUCGACAGCUACAAAAUUGGGGCUUUGAGGAUACGCCGAGAAAUGACCGGAAUGCAGAUUAUAAUGGUGGGAUAGGCGAUGUUGAAGGGUUCGGCAAUGGAGCAAACCAUUUCAUGAAUCAAGAUUAUAUCCGCGAAGCUAGCAAUGUUCUAGCCCAGCCUGGUGGGGUAAUGAAUUUCGGGUUUGGAGUUACCAAUUUUCUUACCGGGGUUUUGAGACCACGAGGGGCGAACGCGGCAAAUCCAACCGUGGGUGAAAUGGGCGCAGUUCCUCCAAUGGCUUCUAUGAACGAGCCUCAACCUGCUGUACCAGGUCUUAUAAGAAGACACACCACUCGAGAUGCUACAAGAGCUAAUGUUCCUACACGAAGAGCAUCGGAUAUUGUGGUGCCACGGAGAACGAGGACUGAUUAUGCAGUCGAAGCAGCUAUUCAUGCGCCGGAUUCGAGGAGUCCUAGUUCUACAUCCAAAGCGAAGAAGGAGAAGGAGAAGAAGACGAAGUCAUCAAUACUUGCUGGGCUUGGGAGUGGAAAGAACAGAGUGGAUGCAUGGAGGAGUUAUGUUGCACCUGGAGCUCCACCUGCAGAACCGGUAUCUUGAUUUGGUUCUUAUAUCACUCAUGGAUGAGGAUCGUUUAUGUUCAACAGACGAAUGACUGGCUAUGAAUGAGGUUUUAUGGUUGAAGAAGAAGCUUUUCAUGCAAAUUUGGCGUGGACAACACAACAUCCACUAUCUACAGGAGGUAUGAAUGAGGAAAAGGCGGCUUUUGGAUACGGUGGAAUGGAGGUACGGUAGAUAUGGCUAAGGCUAUAGCUAUGUCGUUUAUCUGGAGCAAUAACUUGGAUCAAUACCCGGCCGGUGGAUUUAGGAGUUCAACAAUGUCCUUGGAUGACUAUAUAACGAUAUAUGAUCUAUACCAAUUUACGAAUAAUUUUCUUUCCGCCAGAGGGUGAACUUGAUUUAAUUUAUAUAGAACAAAAAGCAACAAGUUA
Molecule: messenger RNA, 3358 nt
Organism: Sclerotinia trifoliorum
Lineage: Eukaryota; Fungi; Ascomycota; Leotiomycetes; Helotiales; Sclerotiniaceae
Source: the annotation of a GenBank genome assembly